AUGUCCCAGUUCGCGGCGGACUACCCCUGGCUCGCGAAAUACGGUUUUGGCCCGACGGUCAAGGCGGAGAGGUGGAACGGCCGCCACGCCAUGUUUGGCUGGCUGGCGAUCCUGGGGACGGGCGUUGCCAAGUCGCACGGCUGGCUGCCCAGCGGGGACGUCGCCCUCACCUACAACGAGUGGGGCGGGCUCGCGCAGCAGGGAUUCAACACUUACAUCACCAACGAGCGCGCCAUCAUCAUGAUCGCGCACGUCCACGCGCUGGCCGUGUCGGCCGCCGCAGCCUUCGGCCCGCAGGUGCUCGGCGACUCGCUCACGCUGCUCGACGGCGAGAAGGACGAGGACCCGUAUGGUCUCUUUGUGCCCCUCAAGGGCACGUUUGGCCUCACGCCUGCGGCAGAGAUGGCAAACGGGCGCAUGGCCAUGAUGGGCAUCAUCGCCGUCGUGCUCACCUCGGCCAUCUCCGGCAAGGACAUCCUCGAGGUGGUCGACAUCGGAACUGGCGGCAACCUCCUCACCCACCCCAUGUUCUGA
Messenger RNA from Emiliania huxleyi CCMP1516, 534 nucleotides. RefSeq lists its product as hypothetical. NCBI's taxonomy places the organism in Eukaryota, Haptophyta, Isochrysidales, Noelaerhabdaceae. The record is from RefSeq and is a predicted model, not a curated record. The coding region runs from base 1 to 534 and encodes 177 amino acids. The transcript is spliced from 2 exons.